Messenger RNA from Castor canadensis (American beaver), 7450 nucleotides. RefSeq names its product URB1 ribosome biogenesis homolog (gene Urb1). Lineage: Eukaryota; Metazoa; Chordata; Mammalia; Rodentia; Castoridae. The record is from RefSeq and is a predicted model, not a curated record. Gene Ontology annotation, cellular component: nucleolus. Gene Ontology annotation, biological process: maturation of LSU-rRNA from tricistronic rRNA transcript (SSU-rRNA, 5.8S rRNA, LSU-rRNA); maturation of 5.8S rRNA from tricistronic rRNA transcript (SSU-rRNA, 5.8S rRNA, LSU-rRNA).
UUCCGCGUGUGGGGCCUGGAGCGCUUCUGCUCUGCCUGAGUCCUCCGUGCAGGAGGUUGGUGUGUGGUUUCCGUCGUGCCCCCGCCACCUCGGCCAUGGGGGUCCCCAAGAGGAAGGCCUCAGGCUGCCGGGGCAGCACAAGUUCCUCCGCGGGCGCUGCCAAGCGAACCCGUUCCGAAGAGUUCACAGGCGUGAGGUUCAAGACUCAGUUGAGGGACCCACAGGGCGUCAGGCCAGCCUUGGAAGCAUUUGUGUCUGCUGCCAAGAAGCUACCACAAGAAGAUGUGUGUGAUGUUGUUGAAGGGUUUAUAAAGAUAUCUGUGGAGUGUGCUGAAGUCUUCCAGCUCCUGAGUGGAGAGAAGCGGCCUGAAAGUGAAAUGUUGUUAAUAUUUCAAGUUUUCGAGGCCAUAUUGUUGCGGACAGCCAGUGAUCUCUCACAUUUUCAUGUUGUGGGUACCAACAUUGUGAAAAAACUAGUCAACAACCACAUGAAGCUCAUCUGUGAAUCCCUGUAUGCCUCGGGUUACAGGAUGGCUCGAGCCUGCCUGGACCUGAUGGCUGCCAUGGUGACCCAGGGUCCCGAAGCUGCCAGGGAUGUCUGCAGCCAUUUUGACCUGAAUAAAAAGACUUUGUACUCCCUGGUGACCAAGAGGGAUUCAAAGGGAAUGCACGAUGUCCGUCUGGCCUAUAUUCGGUUCGCCCUGUCCUUCUUAAUUGCAGGUGAUGACAGCACAAUAGGGCAAGUGCUGGAACUGAAAGAAUUUAUUCCUUGCAUUUUUAGCUCAGGAGUAAAGGAAGACAGGAUUUCCACCAUCAACAUCUUGUUAUCCACACUGAAAACAAAGGUAGUUCACAACAAAAACAUCACCAAAACACAAAAGGUGCGUUUCUUCACGGGGCAGUUGCUGAAUCACAUAGCAUCUCUGUACAGCUGGAACGGAACUAUGGAUGUCACUCCAGAAAACCCGGAGGAUGCCAAGAUGUCUGCUGAAGAAGCAGGGAAAGCCAUGGUGAGGGAGCUCGUACAUAACUUCCUGACAGAUCUUUGCUGUUCGCGCAAGCACGGGAUUAAUUUUUAUGAUGCAUCUUUGGGUACCUUCGGCAGAGGAGGCAACCUAACACUCUUACACUUCCUGUUGGGUUUGAAAACUGCAGCUGAGGAUGAGCUGGUGGCUGAGCUUGUUGUGAGCAUCCUUAAAGUGUGCCCGGACUUGCUGAACAAGUACUUCAAGGAAGUCACACUCUCCUUUCUCCCAAGAGUGAAGUCCACUUGGCUAAAUAAUAUCAAGCUGCUGAACAAGAUCUAUGAGGCCCAGCCGGAGAUUUCCCGGGCACUGUGGACCAGAGAGUUUAUCCCCUUGCCACGGCUCCUAGCAAUGGUGAUGGUGACCACAGUGCCCCUGGUGUGCAAUAAGAUCAUGUUCACUCAAGCAUUAAAUCUGGACAGCACAUCGGUGAGACACACAGCUCUAUCCCUUAUUUCCUUCAUUUUGAAGAGAGCAUUAAAAACGGUUGACCACUGCCUGAAUAAAGAGGCAUGGCAAGAAUCAGGCGUGUACACAGCUGGGAUGAUGGAAGAAUUCGUGCAGCACUUCAGAGAAGCCCUGAGUAAGAUUUUGCCAGAUCUGAACACUAUUGUGUGGGUCUGGCAGUCACUUAAAAAGCAAGAGAUUAAACAGGAUGAUGAGAAAGGGAAGAAAAAAGGUGCUGGGACUCCAGCUGCCCAUGAGGCUGUCCAGCGCAACGAUGCAGAAACUAUCCUUUUGAAAGCUGUUCUCCUCCAGGUCAUAUGUCUUUACCAAAAGGUGGUCCCCAUCAUGGUAAUGCAGUACAACUUUGACUUCAGCAAACUCCUGAAAGGUGUCAUCUCUGAGCAGGGCCUUCGUGAGGAGGUCCCUCCCAUUCUGCAGCACCACAUGCUGAAGGUGGCCCUGGAACUGCCUGCCAACAAAUUCUUGUGGUUAAAGGCACAGGAAGGCCCGGAUGCAGAAAUUAUUGGAGGAGACCGAUCCGUGUUUUACUUACUGAUGAAGAUGUUUGUGACCAGUAGCCAUUUACACCUCAAGUCUUCCACCAAACUUCUGAUCGUGAAGAUUCUGCGGGAUACAGGCGUGUUUGAGCACACCUGGAAGGAGCUGGAGCUCUGGCUGGAGCACCUGGGUAGCACCAUGGAAGAGAGCAAAGAAACUGUGAUCCAGUUUCUGGAACGUGUUUUAUUGACGCUGGUGGUGAAUCCCUAUCCAUACACAGACAGAGCAGCUGACUUUGUCCAAGAAGCCAGCACACUGCAGGCCUCUGUGGGGAGGCAGGACACGGAUGAUGUCAGCAUUCCCAUCUCCCACAUUGACGAUGUGCUUGACAUGGUGGAUGUCCUGGUAGAGGGCAGCGAAGGCUUGGAUGAGGAGAUUGGGUUCUCAUUAAGUGAAGACAUGGUCCUGCUCACGUUCCCGUUCAGUGCUGUGGUUCCUGCAGCCCUGGAAGCCAGGAAUAAGUUGCUCCUUGGGACAGAAAAUGAAGCAGGAGAGACCAUCGUGGCAUAUCUGACAGCAGUACUGACUGACCUCCUCCACACCCAGAGGGACCCCCUGGCUCUGUGUCUUCUGCUCCAGGCUUAUGACAAGUUUGAGCCUCAAGGCUCACCUUGCUGCCAACAGCUCUCCCUGUUCAGCAGAUACUACAGCCUCUGGAUCCCAGAGCAAGCCAGGGAGGCCAGGGUGUUUAGUAGCCCUGUGCCCUACACUCCCCACUCAGCCUCCUGCUUCUCCGCCCUGCUUCAGGCAGCCUAUGAGAGCCAGACACUCGGGGACGAGUGUGUUCAGACACAGCUGCAGGAUGCCCUUCCGCACCUCGCCCUGCACCAGGCUCUGCGCUCUGCCAAGCAGGUGCUGCUCUACCUCAGAAGCACUGUGGAGAACUUCAGCCAGCUGGGCAGAAGUGCAGGCCCCCCCCUUCUGCAGCUCUUCCUGGAUCUCCUCACUCGCCUGGUUGUUCACUGUGAGCAGCUGGAUGCCCAGAACCAGCAGAAGUGUGAGGCUGCCCGUUCCCAAUCUGACCUAUUCUUGGACAUGGAUUCCAUGGCCUCGCUGGAGUUAGCCAAUGACCAGACGCUGGAGGACGUAUUGGUAGCCAUCCUCAGACACCCCACACUGGAGGGCUGGUUUCUGGCCCUGGAGCAGCAGGCCCUGCCCCCUCAUAUGCUUAGCCCCAUUCUUGUGAAGCUUCUGGCUGCCCACUUCAGUGCAGGGGUCCUUCAGCUGUUGGUGGCAAGUGCCCCGAUCCUCCGCAGCAUGGGGCGGCUGGGCCUCCUGGUCAAGUACUUGAAGGCCAUCACCCAAAGCGUGUUGCGAGAGCUGCGAGCCAGGAGCACAGGCCAAGCCACAUCAUCCUCCAAGAGCCUGCCACAGCUGGCGGCCCUGCGGGAACUGCAUCCGUACAUGGAAGGUGCACAGCUCCGUGAGAUCACCCUGGCACUGUUGGGCCUGCCUGAGGUUUACCUGCUGACCCAGCGACCCCCAGAGUUCCCUGGGAAAGAGCGACACCUGAGCACUCUUGGGAAGACCCUGGUGCAGCUCUUAGCUAGCAGCCCCCAGGAUCAGCUGCAUAGCGGGGAGCUUUUCUGGUCCUCCGAGUAUGUGCGAGGCCUCGGAGCUCUGCUCCCCGUGCUGUCCGUGGAUGAGCUGGACACCACAUUCCUUCACACUCUGCAGAGAGACCCCGUGCUGGCCCCCGUAGUGGCAACUGACUUGCUUGACUACUGCCUGAUCCGGAGGACGCGAGCCACCCUUGACAUUGCUGGCUUGCUGCUUCAGCAGAGCUGCACCCACUUGCUAAGAUUUGAGCUGUGGUGUGGGCAAGCCAGUGCAGGGCUCAGCCUGAGAGAGGACCUGGAUGACUUCCUCCCCCUUGUCCAUGUGUACCUCCAGCACAGGACACAAGGACCCUUCACACGGCCAGCCAAAGUGUCCUCUGCUGUCAUUCCUGUCUUGAGGAAGGCCCUGUGGAGACAGCUGCAGGACCAGCUUCUCAGUACUGAUGGGCGCCCUGAGUCUGGGCUGCACCAGGAGGUCCUGGCCCAGCUGGUUCCAUUUGCGAGAGCCAAAGAUCUGCGUGUGCUCAUGGACCACUUGCCCAGCUUGCUUCAGACUCCAGGCAGUCGAGAGAGUUGGAUGGUGGCAGACUCUGUCUCAGCAGCCCUAGAGGAGUCAGCAGCAGAGCUGCAUGCCUGGAGGAAGACCCUCCUGGAGUCCUGUGUGCAGUGGUUGCUUAUGUCCUUCAGUGGUAGCGAGCCAGGAGGUGACAGUAUCCAGGAUCAAGAGAAGCACAUGCUGCUCAGACUAAGCAAGUUGUUGCAUGUACUCAAUGAAAUUGACCCUGGCAAUUGGCAGAAAUUGGUGAAGACAGGACUCAAAUUUCGGUAUCAGGACCACACCUUUUUAAAGACCCUCCACACCGCCACGCAGCUACUGUAUGGCCCGGAAAGUCCCAUGUGCCCAAAGCUCAUUCAGCUCCCAGUGGUCCACAUGAUGCUCACCCAGCAUUCCCUGUUUUUGCCAACCCUGCUGACAUCCGAGGAAGAGGGAAACCCAGACAGUCAAGUAAAAGAAGCGCUGGUGGACCUAAUGUCGGCAGUGGUGAGGCUGUGCCCAUCUGUCUGUGAGAGCAGCCAUUUUGCAGUACUUCUCGGAGCCUAUGGUGCCACCCUCAGCGUCCUUGACCAGAAGAUUUUGCUUCUUCUCCGGGCAUAUGAACAGAACAGUCUCAGCCUCAUCAACUUCAAGGUGCUGCUCUGGGGUCCCGCAGCUGUGGAACACCACAAGACACGCCGGAGUCUGGGCAAGUCACUGUGGCAGCAGCCGAGUGUCGGGGACAUUCUCCGCCUCCUGGAUCAGGACCGCAUGAUGCAAACCAUCCUGCACUUCCCCCAGCACCGGAAGCUGCUGCCCCCUGAGAAUGCACAGGAGUCAAUAUAUAAAGACAAGAGCGUGAAAGUGGAUCUUGACAGCCUUUAUGACCCCUGCUUUCUCCUUCAGCUCUUCGGGGAGCUGACCAGGCCAGAAUUUGUGGUAGACUGUCGAAAAUUUCUGGAUUCAAAUGCUCUGGGCCUGACUAUUGCGGCUCUUAGCAGCUAUGACCCCCAGAUGCGAGCUGCGGCCUACUACGUCUUGGCAUCCUACCGCUCACACCUGGAGGGCGCUCGGUUCCGGGAGCAGUCCCAGCUACUUUACCUGUUGGACAUAGUCCGAAAUGGCAUUCGAACUCCAAACCUGAGACUCACUUUUACAUUGGCUCUCUUCAUUGCCAAGGCAGCACUGCAGAUUUUAAAACCAGAGGAACACAUGUAUUGGAAGAUCAGCAAGUUCCUGCUGUCACACGAGUACUUGAACAUGGACAAAGUGCCAGGCUUCUACCAGUUCUUCUACAGCUCUGACUUUGAGCAAAAAAACGAGCAGGAGUGGGUAUUGGGAAUUCUGCGGCAGGGGAUUCGCGACAAGCAGUGUUACGAGCUAUGUGCCAGACGAGGGAUCUUUCACAUAAUCCUGUCCUUCUUCAGCAGCCCGUUGUGUGACGAAGUGGCACAGAACUGGAUUCUAGAAAUUCUACAGAAUGCUGCCCAUGUUGCCAGAUCUGCCUAUGAAAUCAUACGGGACUAUAGCCUCUUAACAUGGAUUUUAUACAUCCUCGAGAGCAAGUUUCUAGAGACUCAGCUGCUCUCUAAUGUGGUCUCUUUGCUGCAUACGCUGUGGGUGACCAACCUGGGAGACAAAGGAAUGGAGGAGGAGAGCCAGCCACCUGGGCAGCCAGGCUCCCGAGAGCCCCGCAAGCUCCUCGCCCUGCACCUGAUCACCGAGUUCCUUUACAUCCUCAUCGCAGUCAUGAAGCACCUGAGGCCCACCUUGGCCUCUGCCCAGCUGACCAACUUCUUUAGAACACUUGACUCUGUGCUGAGGUACCGGGCCACCGUCAUGAAAGCCUUCAAGGACAUGGGCCGAUUUACUGUGAAUGAAACAGUGCUUUCUACCAAAGACGUCCUGGUCCUCUUGCACAAAUGGAGCCUCAUUGAAAGAGAUGUCAAGCUCCAAGAAGACGUGAGAGCAGCCAUUGAGAAGUGCCAAGUCAAAGACCUAAUGAAAAUGCUCAAGGAUAAGAACAAACCUGGAAUGCCAUCCCGAGCCAAAGGCCUUCGAGGCCGCAAGAAGAGGCCUGGGGAGGCAGAGGAGAUGGCCAACCCUGAGCUGGAGGCAUCCAGUUUGGAGACUUGCAAGGCCUUCCUGAGGUCCAUACUGACCCACUGGGGGCCAGUGGUCCCUGGCCCUGGACCCACUCAAGAGCCUAUGGACUGGGUCAGCUCUAAGAGUGAAGCACCGAGCCCUGUGUAUGCUGCCACUUCCCUAGUGGUCAGCUGGGUGCUGCGGUCAGUGGCGGAAUGCCCACUCAGCAGAGCAGAGGCUGCAGGGCUUCUUGGUUGGCUUAAGAAGCACAUUUUACCACAUCCAGUGGUGGUGACUGACCUUCUCCAGGACAGUGCUGUGAAGAGUGACCUGUUUAAGCUGUAUAGUCGCCUCUGUAGUGCCGAGGGGCUGGUAGGGCCUACACAGGAUGUGGUCUGCCUGUUCAACACUGUCAUGCUGCAGUUGGUGGCUGCCCAACACCAGGCAAUGAGCCCCUUCCAUCUGGCAGUGGAGGCCCUGUGCACUGCUUCUCUGAAUGAGAAGGAUGAAGCCACACGAGCCUCAGCAGCCUUCCUGGUAUCUCUGUACAUUAAGGACAUUUGGCUGGGGACCCAGCGGCCAGGCACCUUCUUAAGCCACAUUCAAAUGGUCUGUGAGGCCACAGAGGACGCACCAGGUAGAGAGGAGGCCAUCAGUGUGCACUGCAAGGACAUUGCUACUUCAGCCUCGGAUGCUCGACACCCUGCUGUGACGCCUUAUGCUGACUCCCUGCUGACUGACACCCGAGCACCAGGCUCUAGGUCACGGUUUCCAAGGGAAGUAUGAAAUGACAGGUUCAAUACACCGACUCAGUUCUCUGACAAGAAGAGUUGAAGGGACUUUACUUAAAUGACCUGUAAAGGGACUGUGUGUGUACCAAGUAGUCAAAGCCGAAGUGCCCAUGGGGUGCUUGGGCUCCAAGGGCUGUCAGGGGUUCAGGCAGACAGGCCCUCCUUGUCCCAGGUGUGCUGCCCUUCAGUGGAAAUUCCUCAAGUUGAAAUGAUACUUGUGAGUGUGGGAUGGAUUCACAAGCUCAAAUGUCAUAUUUUUUGAUGAGCAUAAAGAAAGAUAUUUAAAGUUUUUUAAGGAGUAAUAGCAAAAGUUUGUUUGACUCUUAAUAAAUGAGUUCCUGCCAGUUUGCUGAUCAUUUUAUUAAGUCAAAGGAUGUUAUGCUGAAUUAUUAAAGAGUAAAAUAACUUGAUCUCUGCUUUAGAAGAUAGCCUGUAUUUUUUUAAAUUGUG